UACCUGGCUACUCUCACCUUCCCAAAAGGAGGAGGAUGAGGGGAAGAGGGAGGGCUAAUGCGCCGUGAUGAAGUCAAUAAAUAAGGGAAGUGGAGACAACUCGAGUCAUUGGAUGUUCCGCAUUUCACGUUUAACGUCCCAACAUGUGUUUGUGUACAGUCGUGCUUUACAGUGGUGGUCCUGUAGAGAGCGGUAGAUAGUUUUAAUAAGUGGUUACACAGCAGAGCGCUCCCCUUACUGUACUGUGCAUAAGCGGAGGGAGGAGCGAGCGUGUAGUAUUGAUUUUUUAGGUUCUUUCCCUCCUGUCGUUGCAGCCCGUCCAAACGCAACUGGAAGGCAGCAAAAAGGGGAACAAACUCCUCAUUUCCACGCAAAAGCUUUGCAGGAAGGAGCUCGGGGAGCUGUGGGAAGAGGGAGAUAAUUAGAUAGUACGAGGCGCCGCAGCUUAGAGGAGGACUGGGCACGGAGUGAGGGGACUCAGCGCUGCCGCUACACUUGUGCAGAAACCGGAGGAGCCCCGCUGACUUUCUCCCGCUUCAUUUCCGCCUUAAUGCCACAAUAUCCAACCGAAACUGGUGUCCAGACCGCGUGGGAGUAACCGACGAAUUCCAUGAGACGUACUUUGGGAUAAAGGCUGGGAUCAAAAAGAAACGACACUGAAGUGAAGACACCUGACCACCAAGGGCAGGGACAACGCAUGAGGCCUGGGAAGAUCAUUAACUGCACACAAACACACACAUAUAACUGGCUGGAUCCUACUCCAUCCUCCGUAUCCCUGAGUGAUAUCCACCUCCAGCCCCGGACCCCGGGCCUGUUGAUAUACACCAACAAGACCUCCAACAUCUUCCAUAUCUCCAUUUUCACACCAAGCUGCACCACUCCAACCUCACAGGGGGUUGAUUCCUUCUGAAGACCCCCUUCCUCCCAAAACCCCAGGGACGGGACCCUGUCAUGUUUCACUGACUGACCCCUCCCGACCGGCGAAUGACAAGUGUGCAUCCGAGGGUGGGGCUUGCCUCAGUCUCUCAUGAUUGGCUGCUGGAUGGAAUUAAGGUGAAUGGAACACGUUCCUGAGGAGCAAGACCCUAACCCAUCAGAGGGAGAAGAGAAACGGUGGCUCAAUGGCCCGAAAAGGAAGAGGAAAAACAGCCAAUGUUCGGUGAAGAGUAUGACUG
Messenger RNA from Micropterus salmoides (largemouth bass), 1175 nucleotides. Its product is annotated as thyroid hormone receptor alpha-like. NCBI's taxonomy places the organism in Eukaryota, Metazoa, Chordata, Actinopteri, Centrarchiformes, Centrarchidae. The record is from RefSeq and is a predicted model, not a curated record. Gene Ontology annotation, biological process: cell differentiation; thyroid hormone receptor signaling pathway; negative regulation of transcription by RNA polymerase II. Gene Ontology annotation, molecular function: RNA polymerase II cis-regulatory region sequence-specific DNA binding; nuclear receptor activity; zinc ion binding.